Messenger RNA from Bipolaris zeicola 26-R-13, 1533 nucleotides. RefSeq lists its product as uncharacterized. The transcript has 2 exons. Gene Ontology annotation, biological process: prenylcysteine catabolic process; prenylated protein catabolic process. The record is from RefSeq and is a predicted model, not a curated record. NCBI's taxonomy places the organism in Eukaryota, Fungi, Ascomycota, Dothideomycetes, Pleosporales, Pleosporaceae. Bases 1 to 1533 code for a protein of 510 amino acids. Gene Ontology annotation, molecular function: prenylcysteine oxidase activity.
AUGCGGUUCUUGCGCGUUGCUCCACUGCUGCCGGUCGCAGCCGCUCUCACCACCAGCGAUGCGCAUCCUCACCCAAAGCAGGUUGCCAUUAUAGGUGCUGGAGCAGCUGGCUCAUCCGCUGCCUACCAUCUUGCCCAAUACGCCGCCCAGGAGAAGAUACCUACAAACAUUACCGUAUUCGAGCGCAACGGUUAUGUUGGUGGUCGCACCACGACUGUCCAUCCGUGGGAUGACAAGACUGUUUCCAUCGAGCUUGGAGGUUCCAUCUUUGUACAAAUCAACCAAAUAAUGGUCAAGGCCAUGGAAGACUUCAACCUUUCUACAAAUGUGCGGAAUUUCGCGGAGCAACUCGACCUACCAGACCUCGGUGUUUGGAACGGCAAGGAAUUCGUUGUAAUCGUGCACUCGGGAGAUAGUUGGUGGAGCCUUGGGAAGAUGCUCUGGAGAUAUGGCACUGCACCAAUUUGGACCAACAGGCUGAUGAAAAGUGUCGUCGGCAAGUUCUUGACGAUGUACGACGAGCCGGUAUUUCCGUGGAAGAGUCUCAGUGCUACCGUUGAGAUUGUAGGUCUGCUGGAGGUCACGGGAGUCACGGGCGAACAAUACCUCAAGACGAAUGGGAUUGGAGAAGCCUUCUCGAACGAAAUCAUCCAGGCCAGCACUCGCGUCAACUACGCCUCCAACCUUCCAUACAUUCAUGGCUUGGAGACAAUGGUAUGCAUGGCUACCAACGGAGCCAUGCAAAUCGCAGGUGGAAACUGGCAGAUUUUCGCUCACAUGCUCAAGACUUCCGGCGCAAACGUCCAUCUUAACACAUCUGUCAGCCACAUCUCAAAGCAGGCCGACGGCAGUUACAAGAUUACUACUAGUGGAGGUGAAACAUCUUCUUUUGACGAGGUUAUUCUCGCAUCGCCUCUACAAUAUUCAGACCUUGUUAUCGACCCCGCGCCAAAGCACAUUCCUGAUGAGAUUCCAUACACGAAGUUAUAUACAACGCUCUUUGCGACACCAUUUCAACUCAGUCAAGCGGCUUUCAAUCUGGAUGUCAAGUCGCCCGUACCAACAGCCAUCCUCACCACCCUACCACCAUCCGAAAAAGCUGUAGACGGGGCAGGCUCUCCCAAUUUCUACAGCAUCUCGAUCACUGGCACCGGCGUUAACAAGCGAGCAUCGCCAGCCCGACACGAAUACAUCUACAAGAUCUUUUCUCCAUCCCCUGUCAACGCUACCUUUCUCUCCCACAUCCUCGGCGCAGAGGUCUCGGAAGAGGAAGCCAAGCACGGCGAAGCCAAUGGAAAUGUUAGCUGGAUCCACCACAAGCUUUGGCAUUCGUAUCCUCGAGAAUACCCACGUGUCACUUUUGAAGAAAUUGAGCUCGACGAUGGACUUUGGUAUACUAGUGGCAUUGAGAGCUUCAUUAGCACCAUGGAAACUAGUGCUUUGAGUGGCAAGAAUGUUGCUAAGCUGAUUGCGAAUGGAUGGGCGACUGGCUCGGAGACGAACCAAGAGGAAGUGUACCAGGCAGAGUUGUAA